AUGCAUUGGACGGAAGACAAGAACGACGCUGGCUUUGUCGCGGGCUGGUUACAGUCUGCCAACGUGUGUGGGCGUAUCGUGACGUCAUCUUUGUGGGGCUUAGUGAUGCAAAGACAUGGUCCUAAGCCAGUGCUCGCUGCCACUUUGUUUGGCUCUCUGGCAGGUGGCAUCUUGUUUAGCUUUUGUACCAACCUUGCUGGAGCAAUGUGUAUCCGCUUCAUCUUUCUGGGUAUGUUCAAUGGUUGGCCAGUACUCGUGGCCCCCUGUGCUGCGGCCGUAGCAGGAGAUGCCAGGCAAACGCAGGUCUUGGGCCUGAUUAUUGCGUGUGGCAGCGGCACACAGCUGGUGGGUCCUGGGAUUGGUGGCUGGACCUAUGGCCUCGUGCCUGGUUAUCCAGCCAUGCUUCCCAGCAGCAUCGGUUGCAUCCUGGCCAUCGCCACCAUCGCCGUGUUCCUCCGCGUGCGCCGAGCCUUCGAGCUGGUGGAGGAGGAGGAGGCGACGCCAAAGUUGCGUCGCAGCUCCAAAGCGGCGCUCUUCCGUUUUCCGGUGCCACUUUUGCUGUGGAUGCGUUUCUGCCAGGGCUUCGCCGUGUUCGGCGUUUAUGAGGCUAUCCCCUUGUGGCUCAUCAGCGACAAGGCCCUGGGAGGUCUUGGACUUUCGGAAAAGGAGGUGGGAUCGCUCCUCUCGCGUUCUGGGCUUUGGAGCAUCAUCUACUUCUCCUUCAUCAUGCCAUCUCUGAUUCCCAAGCACCUUUCGCCUCGCUUCUUUUCGAUCCUCACCAGCUGCACUGCGGGUGUCACAGCCGUGCUGCUGCCCUAUGCCUCGACGGUGCCUCUGGCGAACGUGCUGCACCUGAUUUUUGCCUGCACGUUCGUUUCCCAAGCCGCUGUCAACAUGCAAUUCACCAACAAUGCCACGGGUCCCCAAGACCGAUCUGUCAUCACAGGUGUGGCCGUCACGGUGGAAACCAUCGGCAAAGCCUUGUCGCCAGUGGCCAUGUCCUGGUUAUUCGCUUGGUCCUUGCAGCGUUUCGGGAAGGAGGGUCAUGACCUGGUCUUUGUGGUCCUGGCGGCUCUAGCGCUGAUGCAGCUCACGUGCAGUUUGUUCCUUCCCAGCAGCGUGGACGGCAGCGAAGCAGUACAAACCGAAGAUGCGAGCCCAGUCGGAGCGGCCAAGGUUCCUGCCUCGAAGAUUGGCGGCAUGCAACAUCCGCAAGCUUCGCUGCGCGAGCGAUCCCCACCCCCUUAA
This is a messenger RNA of Cladocopium goreaui, 1248 nucleotides long. The record is from the annotation of a GenBank genome assembly. Lineage: Eukaryota; Dinophyceae; Suessiales; Symbiodiniaceae.